AUGAAUCUGUAAUCUUAUACCCUUUCGUAGACUUACAAGGAGGUAAGCGAGACUGUGAUUGGUCAGCUUAGGAUUGUAUACGAUACUUAUCUUCUUACAAAUGCUAACUCUUCAAUGAAUAAUGGCCUUAAUGUUGAUAAUAAGUUUGAUAAGGAAAUUGAAUUCAAUUAGGCUCAUUAAUUUAUUGAUCCUCAUAACUUAUAAAACACAAUGGAGAUAAGUUCAGUUCUCUCCUAAUCUCAGCAACAAAAUAACAUAUUCUAAAAAGAGUCUGCAAGAGAAACUUAUAACUCAUAAUAGCAGAAAAGCUAAUCAUAACCCCAGCAAAAUAAUCUUAAUAUCUCUUAUCAAACUAAUCAAAAUCAGUUCAAUCAGUAAUUAACUGGAAAUAUGAACUUAUUCUUAUAAACUUAGGAGCUUUAAGCAGAGAACGACUAUCUGAAAAAGCAGAUAUAAGUUCUGAAGUCAUCCAUAGACGAUAGGAUUUAAGAAUAGAAGCAAAUGAUGGAAGAUACAUAGACAAAGGACUAAGAGUUAAGGGAACUUAUUGAUAUGGUUAGAAACUAUGAAGAUCAAAUUAGAGAACUUCAAGCCAAAUUAGAAGAGUAAAUAUACCUUCACGAAUAAAGAGAAGAAAUCAAGAUGAUCAAAUAAUAAUCUGAGAUUUAAGCUCAUUAGGAAAUAUAGCAGGUAAAGUUACUUUUCCAAGAGUUUAUUCUAGUUAAAGAUGAAAUUGAAAAGUAGAUGGAGGACUUAGUGAAAAGGAUUCUAGAUAAAGAUGAUACUGAAGCGAGAGAUUAACAGCUGUUUAAGUCUUAAACAGCUAUGAACAAAUUUAAGGAGGGAUUCUCGAAUAGGAAAAUAUAGGAUAUAAUGCGCUGUGAAAUUGCGGAAGUAAAAGAAAUGCUAGAAGUACUAAGAGAUUUAUCUUCACUAAUAAUGCAAAUGAUAUCUGAGAAAAGGCAAUUGAAAGUUUAGUUGUAGGCUGAGUUAGAAUUAAGAAAUCAAAUAGAAAAAGCUUUGGAUAAUUAAGAACUAGAGUGCUUAUCUCCUGAUUUACUCAUAAUGAAGAUAAAAACACUAGAACAUGUACUUAAUGGGAUUUAAUCUAUUUUCAAUCAGUCUGAUAAUAACAAUUAAUCAUUAAAUGGAGCAAGCUAAGGUUAGAAUCAGAAUUAAUCAAGUUAAUAUCUCAUUUAUCAGCAGUUGAGAUUAUUCAGCACAGAAUAAUUAGAUGAGAAAGCAAGACUUAUGGAUAAAAUAAGACUAAUUGAGUAGCUGAGUACUUAGUAAAAUGAGGACAUCUAAGGCCUUAUUACAAGAGUUGAGGAAUGUGAAAGGGAAAAUACAGAACUUAGAAUCAGAGGUGAUUAGAAAAUAGAGGAUGAGAAAAAGAAGUUGCUCCAAGAAGUUGAGGAGUUAAAGAAAAAUGAGUAAUAAUUGGAGGAGGCAUUGUCUUCAAGGUUUGAAGAGGAGAUUAUAAGGAUAUAAAUUGAGUAGCAAAGGGAUCUUGAGAGCUAAUUUGUAGCAAAAAUAGUGGAGAUUCUUAAAAUCUCUCAUCAAGAGUAAGGUAAUAACAUAAGUGACUAUGAGGAAGCUGUAAAAUAUUUUGAAUUAAAAGUUAAAACAAUGAUUGAUAAGAUUGAAAUACUCACAGAGAAUAAAGACCUACUAAUGAAAGAAAGAAUGAUUUUCGAAGAGAGAAUGCAAGAAUUUUCUUAUGAGAGUUAAGUGGCAAACAAAAAGAUUGAAUAACUCAAUCAGCAACUUCUAUAAGUGAAUAAUCAAUAUCAAAGUGAAUUAUAAUAAAUGAGGGAAGAAAAAGAGCAGGUAAAUUAGAAUGCAAAUAUGCUAUUAGCUAAAUUCAGAUAAACAGCAAGUGAAUUGCAUGAAGUAAGAGAAGAAAAAGAAAAACUAAGAAAAGAUGUAGGUAAACUAUAAGAGCUAAUAGAUCAGUAUGAUAGAAGACUUUCUAAUCAUAAAAAUUCAAGUCUUUAAAACAGUGCGAUUAGUAGCAUCAAUUAGCCAUCAAUCUCGUAUCAAAGUAGACCUCCUUUAAGCUUGGGUAAGUAGGACUAUUCAGGGUCGCCAUAUAAUGCUGAGGGUACCAAGUCAUUACCUAGCUCAACUCAGAAUAGAAAGCCAAUAUAAAUAUAUAAUUCAUCAUUGAUUGGAAGCUUAGGCUAAAAUGGUUAAAAUUCGCAUCCGUCUAGAGAAAGAAAUGAGAGCUUAUCUCAUUAAAUAGGCAAUGCCUUAUCAAAUAACGUGAAUGUAACAAAUCAACAACUUAGAUCCUCAUUGGAUGAGAAAUAACUCUCAAAUCUAAUUAAGGAUUACAAAUCUGAAAACUUGAAGUUCUCUCAAAAGGUCCAAGAACUAUAAAAGAAAAUAUAGAGCACAGCAUAGUUGUCUCCAUUUAAAUAGAAUCAAUUAAACAGUGCGAGUAGUGCUUAGACAAUAAGGCCUAACUCAUCAAAGCCAAUUCAAAGGAAUGGAAAUUUCAAUCAAAAUUAAAACUAAAACCCAAAGUUAAACCUAAAUAAACAAUACUUCUAAACAUUAUAAACGGACGAAACUUAUUCAGCAAUAAAGAAUUAAGAUAAUAAUUAAUAAAACAGUGGAAGGCCAAGCAGUAGUAAUCCGAACUAUCGAACUCUUACUUGUAGUGUGAAGAAGAACUAAAAAUGA
This is a messenger RNA of Stylonychia lemnae, 2688 nucleotides long. Lineage: Eukaryota; Ciliophora; Spirotrichea; Sporadotrichida; Oxytrichidae. The record is from the annotation of a GenBank genome assembly.